AUGCUCAGAAGAACAACACAGCUUGCCAGGCUGUCAGGACUUUCUCAGUUGAGUUCGAAUGCGUCCAAGAAGCUAUUCGUGAAUGAGGUGUCACAUGUAAGUGGUAGAGCAUACUCGGCAGCGGCUGUAGCUGUUAAACUUGCAGACGACAUUACGUUGGAGACCCACACUGAUAUACAAGCUGCUACUAGGGAACAGGCUGAUACGAGAAGUGCAGCCAGAAACGCGUCGGAAAUCAUCAAUUCGGGCAGUAGUGCGUUGCAACAUGCUUACAAGGAGAAUACUGAUUUUGGGACAAGGCCGAUUUACCUGGAUAUGCAGGCUACGACUCCUACGGAUCCUCGGGUGCUGGAUACGAUGCUUAAAUUUUACACCGGUCUGUAUGGCAACCCCCAUUCAAACACUCAUGCGUAUGGUUGGGAGACAAAUAAGGCGAUUGAGGCCGCUAGGAAAUAUAUCGCGGAUGUGAUAAACGCGGACCCUAGAGAGAUGAUCUUUACUUCGGGAGCGACAGAGUCGAAUAGUAUGGCAAUCAAGGGUGUGACACGAUUCUACAAGAAGACAAAGAAGCAUAUAGUAACGACCAGGACGGAACAUAAGUGCGUCUUGGAGGCUGCAAGAGCGAUGAUUAACGAGGGAUUCGAAGUCACAUUCCUAAAUGUUGACGCGAACGGUUUGGUCGAUCUGAAAGAGCUGGAAGAAAGCAUUAGGCCCGACACCUGUUUGGUUUCUGUCAUGGCUGUUAAUAACGAGAUCGGUGUCAUGCAGCCGCUCAAAGAAAUAGGUCAAAUUUGCAGAAAGCAUAAAGUGUACUUCCAUACAGAUGCGGCGCAGGGAUAUGGUAAGAUACCUAUAGAUGUUAAUGAGAUGAACAUUGAUUUACUUUCGAUUUCCUCGCAUAAGAUUUAUGGUCCUAAGGGGAUUGGUGCUUUGUUUGUCAGAAGAAGACCAAGAGUUAGACUAGACCCAAUCAUUUCCGGUGGUGGUCAGGAAAGGGGGCUAAGAUCAGGUACUCUAGCCCCCCCUUUAGUCGCUGGCUUCGGUGAAGCCGCCAGGUUGGUUAAGCAGGAGGAAGCUUACGAUAUGGCUCAUAUUGCUAGACUGUCAAAGAAAUUAACAGACGGGUUGCUUUCCAUCGAUCACACCAGUCUAAACGGCUCUCCAGAUCAUCGUUAUCCAGGUUGUGUGAACGUAUCAUUUGCAUACGUGGAAGGUGAAUCACUACUCAUGGCACUACGGGACAUUGCUCUAUCAUCAGGUUCAGCAUGUACUUCUGCCUCGCUGGAGCCUUCAUACGUUUUGCAUGCCUUAGGAAAGGAUGAUGCCUUAGCGCACUCUUCGAUAAGAUUCGGUAUUGGCAGAUUCACCACUGACGAGGAGAUUGAUUACGUGAUCAAGGCGAUCAGUGAGAGGGUAAGGUUCUUGAGGGAGCUGUCGCCUCUAUGGGAAAUGGUACAGGAAGGGAUAGAUUUGAACUCUAUCGAAUGGUCUGGCCAUUAA
Molecule: messenger RNA, 1500 nt
Organism: Torulaspora globosa
Lineage: Eukaryota; Fungi; Ascomycota; Saccharomycetes; Saccharomycetales; Saccharomycetaceae
Gene: NFS1
Product: cysteine desulfurase
Exons: 1
Coding region: 1-1500 (499 amino acids)
Biological process (GO): [2Fe-2S] cluster assembly
Cellular component (GO): nucleus; cytosol; mitochondrion
Molecular function (GO): cysteine desulfurase activity; pyridoxal phosphate binding
Source: RefSeq, a predicted model, not a curated record